AUGGGAACGAAAUCUUCACCGUCUGAUAUUAUCAAUCUCAAAUUAAUUCUUGUAAGCGGUCAAACAGCUGAAUUUCAAUUUCGACCAACAACAACAGCAACUGAUGUAGCUAAAUAUGUUUUUGAAAAUUGGCCUGAAGAUUGGGGAAAUGAACAAAAAGUAGAUCGUUAUGAAGUUUUAAGAUUAAUAUAUCAAGGAAGAUUUUUACAUGGAAAUGUCACAUUAGGCGCUUUACGACUUCAACAAGGCAAAACAACUGUGAUGCAUCUUGUCGAACGUGAACAUCUUCCUGAAUCAACAAAUAAUGAUCAAAAACGAAAACAUAAACAUGACAAUAAUCAAGAUACAACAACAAAUGCCAUAACAACAAAUGCUGAUUCUAAUUCAACAACAUCUACAUGUUGUGCUGCAUGUUCAAUAUUAUAA
Rotaria sp. Silwood2 is the source of this 426-nucleotide messenger RNA. The record is from the annotation of a GenBank genome assembly. NCBI's taxonomy places the organism in Eukaryota, Metazoa, Rotifera, Eurotatoria, Philodinida, Philodinidae.